AUGCCUCUCUCCGACAAAGUCAUCAUUGUCACCGGCGGUUCGAAGGGCAUCGGCAAAGCCAUAUCCCAACGUCUAGCCCGAGAAGGCGCCUCGGUCGUCGUCAACUUCUCCAGAGACGCAUCAGCCGCCGAGGAGGUCGUCAAGGCCAUCGGUUCCGACAAGGCACUGGCCGUCCAGGCGGACGUCGGCUCCGUCGCCGGCGUAGAGAAGCUCGUCGGCGCGGCGGUGGAGAGGUUCGGCAGGAUCGACGUCGUGGUCCCCAAUGCUGGCAUCAUGCCGAGUCGCACUACCGAGAGCACAACGGAGGACGACUUUGACAGGGCUUUUGGCCUGAAUGUUAAGGGGCCCUAUUUCCUUGCCCAGAAAGCAGUCCCGCAUAUGGCAUCCGGCGGCCGUGUGAUCUUCGUCAGCACCGGCAUCGCAAAGGCCACCACCGUGGCUGCGCCAUACCUGCUCUACGGCGCGACCAAGGGCGCGGUUGAGCAGAUGACACGAAUCAUGGCAAAGGACCUGGCUGCCAAGGGCAUCAACGUUAAUGCCGUUGCGCCUGGGCCGACGGGGACGGAGCUCUUCUUCGAGGGGAAGAGCGAGGCCCUGGUUGAGAACAUCAAGAAGUCCAGUCCGUUUGGUCGGUUGGGAGAGCCCGAGGACAUCGCGAAUGUAGUGGCUUUCCUCAGUGGCAAGGAUAGCAGUUGGGUCGCCGGGCAGAUUAUUCAUGUCAACGGGGCGGCUUGUGUCUGA
This is a messenger RNA of Diaporthe amygdali, 741 nucleotides long. Its product is annotated as short-chain dehydrogenase reductase. The record is from RefSeq and is a predicted model, not a curated record. Gene Ontology annotation, molecular function: oxidoreductase activity. NCBI's taxonomy places the organism in Eukaryota, Fungi, Ascomycota, Sordariomycetes, Diaporthales, Diaporthaceae. The coding region runs from base 1 to 741 and encodes 246 amino acids. The transcript has 2 exons.